Mustela erminea (ermine) is the source of this 1829-nucleotide messenger RNA. Its product is annotated as olfactory receptor 3A2. Lineage: Eukaryota; Metazoa; Chordata; Mammalia; Carnivora; Mustelidae. The transcript has a single exon. Gene Ontology annotation, molecular function: olfactory receptor activity; G protein-coupled receptor activity. Gene Ontology annotation, cellular component: membrane. Gene Ontology annotation, biological process: G protein-coupled receptor signaling pathway. The record is from RefSeq and is a predicted model, not a curated record. Bases 272 to 1219 code for a protein of 315 amino acids.
CCCAAGUAUUCUGAGCCUUCUAAGUAGAACAGGAUAGAAGGGACAAAGUGGUGAUGGUUUUGGGUAUCUCAGCUGAGAGCAGAGUAAAGGUAUUGAGGUGAAGGAGGAGGUCAGUGAGUAAGAGAUGACCUGAGGAGUGGAAAUAUUAUCCCUUAGACAGCUGAGAACUGGCUCUGAACAUAGGUGGGUUAAAACAUUUAUGUUUUAAUAAAUAAAUACAUUGGAAUAGACUGAUUAUCUCCCCUCCUGGGACAUUGCCUUACAGAAACUCAUGGAUCCAGAAUUUGGAGUCAACAGGACGUCUGUUACUGAGUUCAUUCUACUGGGCCUAGUAGAAACAGAACAGCUACAGUCUGUGGUCUUUGUAGUCUUCCUCUUUGCCUACCUGGUCACAGUCGGAGGCAACCUCAGCAUUCUGGCUGCCAUCUUGGUGGAGCCUAAACUCCACACCCCCAUGUACUUCUUCCUGGGGAACCUAUCAGUGCUGGAUGUUGGGUGCAUCACUGUCACUGUUCCCUCGAUGUUGGUUCGUCUCCUGUCCCACAAGCGUACAAUUCCCUAUGGAGCCUGCCUCACACAGCUUUUCUUCUUUCACCUUCUGGCUGGGAUGGACUGCUUUCUGUUGACUGUCAUGGCCUAUGACCGAUUCCUGGCCAUCUGUCAGCCCCUUACUUACAACACCAGAAUGAGCCAGACAGUCCAGAAAAUAUUGGUGGCUGUGUCCUGGGCUUUAGGUUUCACUAAUGCACUAAAUCACACUAUUGCCCUAAAUACCCUCAACUUCUGUGGUCCCAAUGCAGUCAAUCACUUCUACUGUGACCUCCCACAGCUCUUCCGGCUCUCCUGCUCCAGCACCCAACUCAACGAGCUGCUGCUCUUUGUAGCAGCAGCCUUCAUGGCUGUAACCCCCUUGGUCCUCAUCACUGUGUCUUAUGCACAUGUGGCAGCUGCAGUCCUACAAAUCCGCUCAGUGGAAGGCAGGAAGAAGGCCUUUUCCACAUGUGGCUCCCACCUCACUGUGGUUUGCCUCUUCUAUGGUACUGGUAUCUUCAACUACAUGCGUCUUGGUUCUGAGGAGUCUUCAGACAAGGAUAAAGGGGUUGGGGUCUUUAACACUGUUAUCAAUCCCAUGCUGAAUCCACUUAUCUACAGCCUUAGAAACCCUGAUGUCCAGGGUGCCCUGUGGCGAGUACUUGUGGGGAGGCAGUCACUGACCUAAAGGUUGAUAGCAUCCCUUCCUUCUUGCCUUUUCUGGUUUAAGGGAAAAUUCUCAUGAAGGCAAUAACCUUGGAAAAUGGUCCCAAACCAUAUCUCUCACUGCCUGAAGAUCUGUGUGAUGUAUUUGUCCAGCAAAGAAGUCCUACAUAACUGAUUCAUACAGCAAAUAUUUAUUAAAUUGCUUCUAUGAUCCAGACACUCUCCUAGGGGACUAGGGGACUAGUGAACAAAGUAGAAGUCUCUGAACUUAUGCAAGUCACAUUCUAAUUAAGAGAGACAAAAUACAUAAAUAAGCAUCAUGUGUGGAAUAUCACAUAUCAGUAAGGGCUAUAAAGAAAAACAAAGAUAGGAGGAUAUAAACAAGUGCCUUGGGUAAGUUGCUGCCUUGUAUAUAGCUGUGCUCAUUUUCUAGGUAAGGUUGAAGCCUUAGGGGCUGGGUAGCUCUGGACACUAAUGUCCUACAGGGAAGGGCUAUUUGGCUAAUAUGUAACCCAUUAACCUAAGUAACCAGGAAUAUUAUGGUGAAGUUUUUUUUUUCUGGUGGGGACAUAAGAUUCCACCUAGAUCAGAGUGCAGAAAACAGUUUAAAACCAUUGGUCCAGUGCCAAGUU